Cladocopium goreaui is the source of this 555-nucleotide messenger RNA. The record is from the annotation of a GenBank genome assembly. Lineage: Eukaryota; Dinophyceae; Suessiales; Symbiodiniaceae.
AUGUUGGCGUCCCUGCUGCAGGUGGUGCCUGUCCUUCAUGUUUCGGACCUCGUCCCUUUGGUAUCCCUCCUGCAGCUUCUUGCGGCUGCAAAAUUUUCGCCUGAGACCGCGAUGUUCCAAACCAUACGGGCCCAGUUGCAGGCCAGAGCCAACCACAUGACAGAAAGUCUUCACAUGGCCGUGCUCUCGGGUGCAUAUUGUCCUGCUAUCAAUCGCACUGCCUGUGCUGUGCUUCGCUUCGAAGCUUUUGACUGUCGCUUCGACCAUCGCUUGGAAGAUGUGCUGCCGUGCUUUCGUGGCGCCCUUGAUGCCUACGAGCCAGGUGACACGUCUCCAACGGAACUCGUGGAGCGUUUCAAAGCUUACAAUGCGCACGCUCCGGAGCUCGUGGCGGUCUUGGCGUUCCUGUCGGAGACUACCGCUGCUUCGGGACAUUGGCUUUGCCCUCCAGGGUCGCGCGGGCGCGAAUACUUCAUCAUCCAAUUUGCGUACCGCAACCUACGUGCAGCUCUCGUGUUCGAAGCUCCGCCGCGCCAAGUGAUUGUGCUCGACUAG